CGGCCUAAGGAUGAAGAACACAGGGGUUCUGUCCGCCUCCAUCCCUCUGUUCAGUGUGAAAUGUAGAGCAGCGUGAGGGAGGGAGAUCAUGCCAACACUACGUCAUCGGAAAAAGAGGAAAGGAAGGGAUAUGAUGCCUCUCAGGACUGUUUUUGCAUAGACACUUCAACUUUCUAACACUGAAGACAAGAGCUGGACAUGCCAAGGUUUAUCUGUCAUGGACACAAAUUUGAUACCCAAGUUUUCCUCCAAAGAUGAGGAAAUUGACUUCUGGAAGGCACUUUCUCUGAAGUACAAGAAAAGCUGUAAGGAGGCGCAGGAGGAGCUUCUGGAGUUUCAGGAGGGCAGUCGUGAGCUGGAGGCUGAGCUGGAGACUCAGCUGGGCCAGGCUGAAAACCGCCUUAGAGACCUGCAGGCAGACAACCAGAGACUGCAGCAUGAGCUUGACACGCUAAAGGAGAAGUUGGAGCAGCACUAUGCUCAGAGUUAUAAGCAAAUCUCCAUACUGGAGGAUGACCUGGGCCAGACCCGGAGCAUUAAGGAGCAAUUGCUCAAAUAUGUCAGAGAGCUGGAGCAGGCCAACGAUGACUUGGAGAGGGCCAAGAGAGCUACAAUUACUUCUCUGGAGGAUUUUGAGCAGAGACUGAACCAGGCCAUAGAAAGGAAUGCUUUUCUGGAGAGUGAACUGGAUGAAAAGGAGUCUCUCCUGGUGUCUGUGCAGAGAUUAAAGGAUGAGGCUAGAGACCUGCGGCAAGAGCUUGCUGUGCGUGAGAGACAGCCUGAUGUAACUCGGAUGUCUGCUCCCAGCUCUCCCACUCCAGACAAUGAGAAAAUGGACUCUGCUGUACAGGCCUCGCUCUCCUUGCCUGCUACACCGCUUAGCCAGAGCCUGGACAAUGCUUUCAGCAACCAGAAAGCAUUGGCCAACGGCUGUAAUAAUUCAGCGCUCACUCCAGCUGCCAGAAUAUCAGCUCUCAAUAUUGUAGGUGAUUUACUACGCAAAGUUGGGGCUUUAGAGUCUAAGCUUGCAGCAUGUAGAAAUUUUGCUAAAGACCAGGCAGCUAGAAAGAACUAUGUCAUCAACGCUAAUGGAAACCUGAUAAAUGGGGACAUCACGCAGUAUUCUCACUCGCUGCACACGUCAUACUUCGACAAAGCAAGAGAGAGGGUCAUUUUCCCUGCAUUGCUCCUCGGAGGACGGUAAAUGGGCUGGACCCUGGUGCCGUGACGAACAUCACUCCUCCAUGUGCCACCUCUCCAUCCGGCCUCGUACCCUUCAGUGUGUGAUCAUCCCAAAUGCACGCUGACUCGCGCACAGUGAAACAUACUUCCCUCAGUCACUUACACACAGACGAAUCUUCCAACACCCUGUUAAGAACCAUUAGACUACACUACCUACCCUGUCCAAAGGUGUCUAGAUUGUACUUGUGUCCAGUGGGGGGUGGGGGUGUUCUCUGAACAGGGUCUGGACUCCUGCAGUCUUUCUUGACUUGUACAUGUUAAUAGUUUAUUAUGUGUUUGUACAUUUAAUAUUUGUUUAAUGUUUGUAUAUAGAUAAGAGCCCAUAAGUGUAUUGAAUAUUUAACUGACCCCUCUGUAUUAUUUACGGAUUCUUUUUUUUUCCAUUAGCGGAUGAGUAAUUAUUCCAAAAAUGUAUGUAUUCAUUAUUAAACCUGUGGAUGAAAUUAUUUGUGAUACUCACAAAAAGGGAACCCAGCCCACAUUCAGAGUAUCCUUAUCUAUACCAGACUUUGCUGUGGAUAUAAAGGUUAGUGUUUGGGAAAACCCUUGAUUACCCUGGAGUUAGCUUGUUAGCCCACAAGUCUAGAAUAAUUGUAUACACCUCUACAGAAAGACAAACAUAUAAGCUGAACCACCAAUGAAGGAGUUAUUGCGCAGUGAGAGUUACGUACUUGUAUGCACAUGCACUUGUUGUGGUUUUGGUUGACCUCUGAGGCCAACAGGUACUUUAUCCAAACCUAGACAGGCGGCUAAGCAUUUUUCUGGCGGCCACAUGCAGGACACAGCCCACGCCACGUCUAUCCUGUCUACUCAGUGUGCUCCCUGUUUAUCUGUGUCACUCUAAACACGUGAGCAUGUGUGAAGUUGUAAUUGUUCCAAUGUUUGAGAGUGCACUUGUUGAAAAUAUGAUGUUACAAGCUGCAGUGUUAGAAUUUGAGCAGAAUGUUGGUUAUAUUCAGUUAUACUGACAACUAUGUCUAAACUCUUACGGUCACUUUAUUAUGAAUAUGUUUGGUCCCAGUUUCUGACUGAUUUCAAAUUAAGGAUGAAGUUUGUUGUUAAAACACUUGUAAUAAUGUGUUUCAUUUGCUCCCCAAAUAAAAGAAUGGCAACUAAACGGCAA
Molecule: messenger RNA, 2365 nt
Organism: Pygocentrus nattereri (red-bellied piranha)
Lineage: Eukaryota; Metazoa; Chordata; Actinopteri; Characiformes; Serrasalmidae
Gene: ndel1a
Product: nudE neurodevelopment protein 1-like 1a
Exons: 10
Coding region: 218-1204 (328 amino acids)
Biological process (GO): establishment of mitotic spindle orientation; cell migration; regulation of neuron projection development
Cellular component (GO): kinetochore; centrosome; kinesin complex
Molecular function (GO): microtubule binding
Source: RefSeq, a predicted model, not a curated record